AUGGCAUUCUUUGAUCGCUUUAACCUCUAUGAUGACCUAUACAGCCACGAGCAGAAGCUUCUACGAGCCUGUAGCCAGAUCGAGGUUCUCAGCAAGCGUCUGAAGGAUCUCAUGAAACGUUACGUCAUUGUGAAAGAUUGCGACGUCAUCAGCCAUUCUCACAUGCUGAAAUAUCGCAUGUCUAUUGUCCAAGGGGUUUUGGAGAUGUACAUCCGGUUCGCUCAGCGGAAGAAGCGCGUGGUUAUGCGAAUGCGUUCGGCUCUCUACGGUGAAGCCAAUCCUGAGGCAGACGACAGCGAUGAAAGCGACAGCGAAAGCAAUGAAUCAAGCGACCACGAUGAAAGCGACAAUGAUAGCGAUGAAUCAAGAGACCAUGAUGAAGGCGACAUCGAUAGCGAUGACUUAAGUGACCAUGAUGGAAGCGAUGGCGAGGCAGAUGAACACGAGAAUGCAGACUUGUAA
This is a messenger RNA of Mya arenaria, 462 nucleotides long. Its product is annotated as acidic leucine-rich nuclear phosphoprotein 32 family member B-like. The record is from RefSeq and is a predicted model, not a curated record. NCBI's taxonomy places the organism in Eukaryota, Metazoa, Mollusca, Bivalvia, Myida, Myidae. Bases 1 to 462 code for a protein of 153 amino acids. The transcript has a single exon.